GUCACUUCCGUAAUUAAUCGCGCACGUGUGUGUACGUGUAUACACGUUUAAAUGGGAAUUGUACGCUACAUUAUUUUAUUGAACACGAACCAGACAUAGCUGCGUUUCUGUAUUGUUUGUUAAAUAGCGUUCUUCUUUAUCAAAAAUGAGCGAGGAUUGGGAGGAGGAAAUCGAGAAUGAAAUGCGAGGGAUUUCUGUCUCGGCAUCGCGGCCUUCGCAAAGUACGAACUCUUGGUCGGCGUGGGAUGGUGGUCUUUCAAACUCGCAGCAGCAGCCGUCCAGCAGCUACGGAGGGGACCGCUCGGCGUCUGGAUCAUACCGGGAGGGUCGGGCAAGAUCGAGCGCUGGCCGUGGCGGCGGUACAGGAUACAGCGGUCGCGGCGCAGAUCGGGGCAGAAGUCCUGGCAUCGGCCGAGGGCGCGGCCGCGGUCUUGUACUUCUUGAGAACGCCUCGGAGAGGAAUCCGAAAAAUGACCGUCAAAAUGACAAUUGCAAAGGAGAAUGGAGAGGUGAAAGUAGAACUUGGAAUUCAAUAAGGUAUAAUGAUGACAGCAGACAGUCGUCAAGUCCAAACUGGAGAAAGAGUGAGCGUGAAAAUGAUUCUCAAGACAGCUGGAGAGGUGGCGGACAUGGUGGAAGAGGAAGAAGAGGAGAUGAUGAUGGAUCAAGAGAUGACAAUAAAACAUCACUUGUAGUGGACAAUCAGUAUGUGGGCAAAAUAAUUGGGAAACAAGGUGCAAAAAUUAGAGAAUUGGAACAAGAGAGUGGAGCAAGAAUAAAGAUCAUGUCCCGAGAAUCAGAUGGAUACGAGACCACGAUCAAUCUCUUUGGAGGAGAGGAAGCGAAAGAAAAGGCAAAGGCUUUGAUAGACGAACUAACGGAUCCAGAUGCUCGGCGAUACCGUAGCAAGCCACAGAAUUCUAGUUUCAGCUUCAAUAAGAAUGAAACUGAUAGCACUUACCAGAAUGGAGAUGAUGCGCCUAGCAAACCGAGGAAGAUAGACUGGGAUACACUUGAGAAAGAAUCAGAGCAAUACUUGGCAGCCAAAUGGAAAGCAUAUCCUGACAUCAUAAAGGAUUUCUAUCAUGAGCACAGUUCCAUUAAAGCCUUAUCUGAAGAGGAAACUGAUGCCUUGAGAGAGGUGAUUGGUGUGUCCGUUGUAGAUGAGAGCGCAAAGGAGCUGAAUAGAACUGUUCCGAAGCCUGUGAGAACAUUUGAAGAAGCUUUUGAAGAUUAUCCUGAAAUUCUGAGGGAGAUUUACAAGCAAAAGUUCACCAAACCAUCACCUAUACAGAGCCAAGGCUGGCCGGUAGCACUUCAAGGAAACGAUCUUAUAGGUAUUGCACAGACGGGCAGCGGAAAGACUUUAGCCUUCCUCCUACCGGCCCUCAUCCAUACAGAUUUACAGCCAGUACCUCGCAAGGCUCGUGGUGGUCCCAACGUUCUUAUCCUUUCACCAACUCGAGAGCUUGCUCUUCAGAUUGAAUCAGAAGUCAACAAGUAUUCCUACAAGGGUAUCAAAAGUGUUUGCGUCUACGGAGGUGGAAACAGAAGAGAACAGAUCAAGGUUGUGACUGAUGGAGUUGAGAUUAUUAUAGCUACUCCUGGAAGGCUCAAUGAUCUAAUCAUGAACAAGAUUGUAAAUGUCAUGUCGGUUACAUUUUUGGUGCUUGAUGAGGCUGAUCGGAUGCUUGAUAUGGGUUUUGAACCUCAAAUUAUGAAGAUUCUACUUGACGUGAGACCCGACAGGCAAACCAUCAUGACAAGUGCUACAUGGCCGGAUGGAGUUCGGCGUCUGGCAAGGAACUACAUGAAGCACCCUGUCCACGUCAAUGUAGGAUCAUUAGAUCUAUCAGCUUGCCACAAUGUAACACAACUCAUCGAGAUAUUAGAUGAAGAGGAAAAGGUCGACAGGCUUCUUGCAUUCUUUGAGACGAUGACAGACGAUGAGAAAGUUCUUGUAUUCGUCGGAAGGAAAGUCAUGGCGGACAGCCUGUCGUGUGACAUGAGUCUCAAGAACUUGGCAGUCCAGUGCAUCCAUGGAGGCAGAGAGCAGUAUGACAGAGAACAAGCGCUGCAGGAUUUCAAAGAUGGUACUGUUCGUAUCUUGAUAGCGACCGAUGUAGCAUCCAGGGGACUAGACAUUAAGGAUAUCACCCAUGUCUUCAACUUUGACUGUCCUAACCAUAUAGAGGAGUAUGUUCACAGAGUAGGAAGAACAGGCAGAGCUGGACGCACUGGGACCUCCCUGACUUUGAUGACACGAAAAGAUUGGAGAUGGGCCGGUGACAUCAUCAAGAUCAUGGAAGAAGCAGGCCAGGAAGUACCCGAUGAGUUGGUGGAGAUGGCAGAGCGCUUCAAGAGGCACCAGGACAGGAUGGCUGACGAGAGGAGAGAGUUCGGAGGCGGCGGACGAGGAGGAGGAGGACGAGGUGGAGGUCGCGGUGGAGGAGGAUUCCGAGGGCGGGAUAGGGACUCCGGGUUCGGUGGUGGUGGUGGUGGGUUCGGCUUUGGAGGUAGGAGUGGAGAAGGAGGGGGCAGGAGGAAGCGGGAUGAGCGAGAUGAUUGGUGGUAGAAGAAUGGAUGAAGAGAGAGAUAGGGAUGAGACGAAGGAAAAGGAAACUGAAGUAUAGAAGACUAGCACUGAUAUAAAAGUUAUCGAGCAGUAAGAAUGUAAGAUUUGUAAGAUAGACGGAAUGAAUGAAGCCGAGCAGGGUUGGAAUCGGGAGCUUUUCAUCAACAUUUUUUAUCCGACACGUUGUCAGAUCUGACAACUUUCCUUGAAUUUGAUUGGCUGAGAAGCACUGUUACUAUGGUAACUGUCAGAUAAAACAGGAUUAGUUGGAUAACUUGUCUAAAAAAGUCAUUCAUGAAAUGCUCACUUGGAUGACUUUAAACCAAUUGAAAAAGGAAGGGGCUAAAAGUAAGAGAGGGAAAUAGAGAUAGAAAGAAAGAGAGAGGACUCUUGAAAAAAAGUUUAUUGAGCAGUAUUAUAUAACUAGAAAGAUUGGGAAUGAUCCAACCAUUGUUCAAUAAUGAACAGAAAGGGUUCUUAAUAGAAUAAAAAAGGUUGAGAUUAGAACCAGAAAAAAA
Molecule: messenger RNA, 3093 nt
Organism: Lytechinus variegatus (green sea urchin)
Lineage: Eukaryota; Metazoa; Echinodermata; Echinoidea; Temnopleuroida; Toxopneustidae
Product: probable ATP-dependent RNA helicase DDX43
Exons: 20
Coding region: 146-2575 (809 amino acids)
Molecular function (GO): RNA binding; ATP binding; RNA helicase activity
Source: RefSeq, a predicted model, not a curated record